Molecule: messenger RNA, 7108 nt
Organism: Onychostoma macrolepis
Lineage: Eukaryota; Metazoa; Chordata; Actinopteri; Cypriniformes; Cyprinidae
Product: E3 ubiquitin-protein ligase TRIM39-like
Exons: 7
Coding region: 1211-2815 (534 amino acids)
Molecular function (GO): zinc ion binding; protein binding
Source: RefSeq, a predicted model, not a curated record
UGUUGACAAUAGAGCAAUAUUGUUGUUAGAUUUAACGUGGAAACUCUUGACAAAUGUUGCCAAAUAAUCAAGUCUGCUGAAAUCUCUUCUUCAUGAGCUGACAGAGACAUACAAACAGACACACAUGAGACAACGCACCGAAUACAGGGAUGAAUUUAAAUGUGUGAAUACAGGAGAAGCUCUGACACUGUAGUUCAGUGAGAGACUCCGAGAAAGUGAAACUAACUUGAUCAACAACAAUAUGGACGCCUGAAACCAUCAAACUCUUUAGACAGCAGAAUAUUGAGUUGUUCAAAGACCCUUCUGGACACAUCUGAUAUCACCGGUGUCCUGGUCUCCGCUGACGAUCAGGGCUGCAGGCAUCAUCUCUUGGUGCUGAUCCACCAUCUGAUUGCGUAUGGACUGAGAAACAGACAAAUAUUAGCAUAGAUGCCAUUCUUCUUACGAUGUAACGAGUACAUUGUGUGUUAUGGGGAGUGUUCCCGCUUCCGGUUGAUCUAAUUAAUGCAGCCUAACAAUCCUUUAACAGAUUUGAAUAAUAGAAGCGAAUUAGUGUGUUAUGUGUAAGCCAGGUUAAAGAGAUGUGUCUUUAAUCUAGAUUUAAACUGACAGAGUGUGUCUGCCUCCUGAAAAGUGUUAGGUAGAUUGUUCCAGAGUUCGGGUGCUAAAUAGGAAAAGGAUCUGCCGCCUGCAGUCAAUUUUGAUAUUCUAGGUAUUAUCAAACGGCCAGAGUUUUGAGAACGCAGCGGACGUGGAGAACAAUAAUGUGAUAAGAGCUCGCUCAAGUACUGAGGAGCUAAACCAUUCAGGGCUUUAUAAGUAAUUAACAAGAUUUUAAAAUCUAUCCGAUGUUUGAUAGGGAGCCAGUGCAGUGUUGACAGAACCGGGCUAAUAUGGUCAUACUUCCUGGUUCUAGUAAGAACUCUAGCUGCUGCAUUUUGGACCAACUGUAGUUUGUUGAUCAAGUGUGCAGAACAACCACCCAAUAAAGCAUUACAAUAGUCUAACCUUGAGGUCAUAAACACAUAAAUUAGUAUUUCUGCAUUUGACAUUGAGAACAUAGGUCGCAAUUUAGAUAUGUUUUAGAUAUGUAGAUAUGUUCUCUAGACACUCUUUACAUUCAACCAGCUUCAUGAGGUGAAUCAUGGGAUUCUUUAUAAACAGUAUUGAAGGAGUUCACACUAAUCCUAAAUAAUGUCUCUUUCCAGCAAUGUCAUCCUCCAUUAGUUCACUGACUGAGGGGCUUCAGUGCUCUAUAUGUCUGGACGUGUUCACUGAUCCAGUCACGACUCCAUGUGGACACAACUUCUGCAAGAUCUGUCUGAAUAAGUGUUGGAACAACAGCCAGACCUGCAGCUGUCCAUACUGUAAAGAAACAUUCAAGCAAAGACCUGAUCUCAAGAUUAAUACCACACUCCGAGAGCUCGUAGAUCACUAUAAAAAGAAAAGUCCUGAGAAAAUAACUGAAGUUCUGUGUGACAUCUGUGAGGAAAGAAAGCUGAAAGCCCUGAAGUCGUGUCUGGUGUGUCAGAGCUCUUACUGUGAAACUCACCUGGAGCCUCAUUUGAGAGUGACAGGUUUGAAGAAACACAAACUGAUGGAUCCUGUGAGUAAUCUGGAGGACUAUAUAUGUCAGAAACAUGAGAGACCUCUGGAUCUGUUCUGUAGAGAUGAUCAGACAUGUGUGUGUUCGAUCUGCACUGUGAAAGACCACAAGAACCACAACACUGUUCCUAUAGAAGAGGAGAGUGAAGAGAAGAAGACUGAACUAAUGAAGAUACAUAAAGACGUGCAGCAGAUGAUCCAGAACAGAAUCAAGAAGAUUCACGACAUCAAACACUCAGCAGAAGACAGAAAAAGAAACACGGAGAAGGAGAAAGCAGCCCAUGUCGAGCUCUUCAGUGAUCUCAUCCGCUCCAUUGAGAGAUGUCAGACUGAACUGCUGGAGAUGAUAGAGGAGCAGCAGAAAGCAGCAGAGAAAGAGGAGCAAGAGCUGAUUGAAGAGCUGGAGCAGGAGAUCACUGAGCUAAAGAUGAGAAAGACUGAGCUGGAGCAGCUCUCACACACUGAAGAUCACCUCCACCUCCUACAGAUUCACUCAUCCCUGUGCAGCCCUAGAAACACCAGGAACUGGCCUGGGAUCAGUAUGAAGACUCAUGAGAGUCUGGAGACUCUGAGGAGAGAUCUGACUCAACUGAAGGACACUAUAGAUGAGAAGCUCACACAAACUGUCUCUACAGAGCUGAAGUGGAUGCAGCAGUAUGCAGUUGAUGUGACUCUGGAUCCUGAUACAGCUCAACCUGAGCUCAUCCUGUCUGAUGAUGGAAAACAAGUGAGACAUGGAGACAUUAGACAGAAACUCCCAGACAAACCAGAGAGAUUUGAUCCAUGUCCCUGUGUCUUGGGAAAGGAGGGAUUCUCCUCAGGGAGAUUUUAUUUUGAGGUGCAGGUGAAGGGAAAGACUAAAUGGCAUUUAGGAGUGGCCAGAGAAUCCAUUAACAGGAAGGGAAUGAUUAUACCGUCUCCCAGUGAUGGAUGCUGGACUGUGAUUCUGAGGAAUGGAGAUGAAUAUAAAGCCGGUGAUGAUCCUCGUGUCUCUCUGUCUCUGAGAGUGAAGCCACAGUUGGUCGGUGUGUUUGUGGGUUAUGAGGAGGGUCUGGUCUCCUUUUAUGAUGUGGAGUCUAGCUCUCAUAUCUACUCUUUCACUGCUCAGUCUUUCACUGAAAAACUCUAUCCGUAUUUUAGCCCAUGCCUUAAUGAUGGAGGUAAAAACUCAAGCCCACUGAUCGUCACACCUCUCAAUUAUAAUAAAUGAAUUUACACCACUAAUAUGAAAUACAAGAUUAAAAUAAUGAUUUUUAUAUUUAAAAAUUUGAAAGCAUUAUGUGCUAUUUUUUUAUCAUUUGUUUUUUAAUUUUGAAAAUCUAUAUGCUAUAAUUACAUAUUUUUAAUGUAAAUACUGUAUGUUUGUUCAAUACAUUUUUAUUCAACUUUUCAUAAACAUUCAUGCCAUUUUUUUCUCCACCUGACAAAGUAAAAUUGCCUGUAAAAUCUUAACAGAAAAACAAAACUAGUAACCUUAGUAAACUAUUGUAUCAAGGCAGUUUAUAAAAUGUUCUGUCAUAUUACCAUCUGAUAUAACAUUACCACAGUAAUACCUUGAUAUAUAUCAUAAAAUUGUAUGAUUACUAGUGAUGGGACGGUUGGUACCGGGGCUCUGAUGCUCUGACACAGUUUUCAAAGCACUAUUGUAUCACACAUAGCUGUUAGACCAAACGUUGUUAAAUGUCACAGUAUAGCCUACGAAGGACUGUUUUUGUCGCCUAGCAACUGUGACAGCUGCCGUUGACGAAUGACUGUAACUGUCACAAUCCACGUAGGAGCCAGAAACGAGGAGGCGAGGAACUUCGGAAAUAAACUCAGAUUUUUAUUUUCCAAACUCAAGGAUCGCUGGAUACACAAAUAAACAUGGAUCACGUUUACUGACAAUACGAUGACAAUAUAAGACUGGACACCGGUCCAUUUAUGUACACAAAGUGUAUCAACUAUAUAAAAUUGCAUCUCUGUCAAUCUGCCCACAUCAAAAUCAUUACUUAUAUACAUUGGAUAAUCUAAAAUUUGAAAAUAUUUAAAUUAGACUCAUCCAAACAUAACGUCCCAGAGCAGAGGUCUUCAACACUGCUCCUGGGGACCCUCUCUCUAGGAAAGUUUAUUUCAAACCGGCUUCAGCACACCUGCCUGCAAUUUUCAAGCAGUCUUGAGGAGCUUGAUUAGGGUUAUAGCUAAACUCUUCAGGAUAGUGGGUCCCCAGGGACAGGGUUGAAGACCUCUGUCCCAGAGGUUCUCAGGUGGAUUCAGGUCUGGGGAACAUGAGGGUCAGUCAAUGUCAUCGAUGCCUUCAUUAUCAAGAAACUGUCUGUUCACUCUGGACACAUGAGGUCCGGUAUUGUCCUGCUCCAGGAGGAACCCAAAGCCACUGCACCAGCGUAAGAUCUGACAGCGACUCUGAGGAUUUCAUCACGAUAUCUAACAGCAGUAAAGGUACUGUUGGCUAGCACAUGGAGAUCUGUGCGAUCCUACAAAGAUAUUCCUCCCCAGAUCAUCACUGACCCACUGCCAAAGCGGUCAUGCUGGAUAAUAUUACAGGCAGCAUAACAUUCGCCACAGCAUCUACAGACUUUUUCACAUCUGUCACAUGUGCUCAGUGUGAACCUGCUCUCAUCUGUGAAGAGAAAGGGGCCCCAAUGGUGGACUUGCUGAUUGAUAGCGGUCCCGCUGCUGGGUUAUAGCCCUUCUACUGCUCUGUCCAGCUCUCCUCAUGUAAUGGUCCAUCUCCCAGUAUCUCCUCCAUGUUCUUGAGACUGGGCUGGGAGAUACACCAAAUCUUCUUACUACGGCAUAUACAAAUGUAACAAAUACGCAAAUACGCUUGAUCAAAUUAGAAAAAAACAAAAAAACAAUUAAGGAGAAAACCCAAAUAAAUCUGAAUAAAUUCACAUAUGAAUUAGCUCAGUUUUCAAGAGUCUUGUGAUUCAGAACUUGAGGUUCUUUCACAAACUUGUGAAUAUAGCUGAAUUCAGUUAACGGCAAUGAAAUUGUUCGUCACUCAGGCUCUGCCAUUAGAUCCUUCCAAAAGAGAACUGUGAAAUGCGCUGUUUGUGCUACUAAUUCACUUUCCUACCAUACAGUUCAGCAACAGCAAUGUCAACGUCACUCAGUAGCACUUGUUGAGAACUCCUUGUGGCUCGCCAGUCCUCACUCCCUCCACGAACACAAGAGUUUGGACGAAAUCCAGGAAUCCAGAGAGUGAUGUUUUAUUAACAAAUUCCGGGAGGAGCAUGCGCAGAUAAUUAACACAGCCAAUUCAUCAUCAGCAAAAUCACACCAUCUAUCGAAUCAGCUCGAGAGAGAACCCCUAUAAAUAAUCAAAGCAGUCUUACCUCCAUCAGUUCUAGUCUUUCAGCGUUCGGUUCGCUCCUUUGCCAUUAUAUCACAGACCCAAUUUUUUCCUCAUCCAAACAACGUGACCCAUACUCUAGAUUUCGGAUCCUCUGCAGCAAAUCCGCCGGCCCCAGGAUCACUCCUCCUCCGCCAGUCAUCGCCGCCGAGCCCCAGGCUCCAUCGUGGCCGCCGCUCUGCUCGACCAGCCGUUUUUCCCGACACCGAGGCUCAACCUUGCCUCCACUGCCUAUCUUCCAUCUUCCCCGGCAUCCUCGUAUCAUUCGGCUGUGCCAAUAAAUUCCUCCGAUCGGAAAGUGGUAAGUAUUUAAUCCAGAGGCAAAUGCUGAUGAAUUCUGACGCUCCGUUCUCGCAGAGAAUAAACAAAUGGAUGUGCACGAUCUAUUCGUCACCCCACAAAUCAGCCAACCUCACUCCUAAAUCCACUCCAGCCACCUAGACGGCCAAUAGAUCGAGCAAAGCCCCGAACUAGUCUCGCUUGACACCACCAUUGUCCUGCACAAGACCCGGCUCUCCGUGAGCAUCGGGUCGCAGAAGCAGGCCUUCAACGAGCAUGGGCCGUGCCCACUUCUCGCAGCAAAGCCACACUCGCUUCCCGCUUCGGCUCAGCCUUCACCGUGGCUCUUCCGGCCACAGCGCCGCAUGCAGCUGAGCCCCUAACUUCUGUUUCCAGACGCAAGCGUGAGGCUGCCUCCGCUAGCGGCGCAGGCCACCAGUCUUGCCAAACAAUUUUCAGGUAAAUCGCUAAAGGCCGAUCAUUUGUUGUUAAAAGUUGUCAAAUGACGUCGCAACAUCAUCGGAUGUUGAUGUCAUUACGUAAUCAUGACGCAAGUGCUUAGAAUACACACAGAAAUUACUCUUAUUUUCCACCAGCAUUUUACCUGUAUUUAACUUAUUCAUUUCAUUUUGAUAAAUGGAUAGAUAAGUCAGAUAAUCAACAGUGAAACUUCUCUUCCACUGUUGAUCUUAACCCUCUGGGGUCGACAAACGCGUAUAUGCGUUGAGGCAGAUUUUCCUGAUAAGGCCGAAAUGAGCUUGAAAUACUUGACAUUUUUGAUCGUACAGAUAAGAGCAAUACACCAUUCGAAUCUGUAAGGGGUCUACUUUUAUUUGUAUACACUCAUAAUAACAACUAAACUUUGUGCUUUUGAAGAAUAAAGAAAACAAACAGGGUGCACUCUCUGUCUUCUCCGUGAACUGCUUUUGAAACACGUCACUAAAAUGAACUGUAACUCAGCAAAUACUUCACACAGAGACAUGAGAAAUAUAUCUAUAGCAAGCUUGACAUGUCUACUGUUAAAUGAAGUAAGUCUUGCCGAAAACAAAUAUUCUGUGAUAAAGUAAUCCGUAUGAAACCAAGGACAUGUCCAGUUUUUCCGUCUGGUCUCAUUAUCUCUAAUUAGGUCACGCCCACGCGCUACUCGCGCUAUUGUUAUUACAAAUCUCCACGCGAGCCACGCAGCAUGUAAACGCCCACACCACCAUAAACAAAGCAGCAACACGUUCAUCUCAGAUACUUUUCAGUUUUGGAAGAACAUGCUGUGAGGAAUAAGCCUUGUAUUUACCUCAGAAAUGCGCUGAGAGGAAAAAGCUUUGUUUACCUCACAAACAGAUCGCGAGCGCAGCUGGAGCCGGCGGAGGAGGAGAUACUUUAUAUCAAGUAAGUAAUGUUUCUUAUUGGCAUUGGAUAAUGUGUUGUUGUGACAAAGUUGAACGCAUUUACUGGUGAACUUGUCCCAAACUCCAGAAUAAAAUGCGUGAAAUCGAGUGCAACAUUUUGAAAUAUGAUGGGCAACCUUUCAUUGCAUUUAAAUGUUGCACGACGUGAGGAUAGUUAUAUGUUCUAUAAACAAUGAUAUAAAAGUAAUCUCUAAGAAAGUUUAGACCAAUCUUUACUGUGAAGUAGCCUACUCUGUUUGCAAAUACCUGCUCGAACAUGUUUAUAAUAAGCUUAACAAUAAUAAUUUAGUUUCUCAGUUAUAAAAUAUUGUUUUUGUAUUGUAUGAUAAUACAUGCAAAGCAUGUGUGCAUCUAUGUUAUAAAAUCACGUGGGCAACAUUGGUGAUUGCUAAUGUAAUAAUAUAGUUGCUCCUGAUAAGCCUAUCAACAUGCUCACUAAUUUAUUUAUUAAUUUUAGUGGGGGGGGGGG